Brienomyrus brachyistius is the source of this 2144-nucleotide messenger RNA. RefSeq names its product cilia and flagella associated protein 418 (gene cfap418). Gene Ontology annotation, cellular component: cytosol. The record is from RefSeq and is a predicted model, not a curated record. The coding region runs from base 40 to 678 and encodes 212 amino acids. Lineage: Eukaryota; Metazoa; Chordata; Actinopteri; Osteoglossiformes; Mormyridae. The transcript is spliced from 6 exons.
ACUGAUUGCAGCUAACCUAGCAACGAGCAUCCGCCGAACAUGACGGACGACUUAGAUGAUUUGUUAGACGAAGUGGAAUUAAGGUUUUGCCGUGAUGUUUCCGAAAUUUCAGUGACCUCUUCUACUUAUAAAGAGGACAGAGCUCACUCAUCUGGGAGCAAAAAGAAACCAGAAAGGAAAAGCGGAACGAACGGUUCCGGUAAAUCGGGAUUGUCAAAUGGAGGUGCCGAGGAAGAAGAUAUAGACGCAUUCCUAGAUGACAUAUUGGACAACGACUUCGAUUCCCUAAGUUUAGAUGAGCCCAAAGUGGUCAAGCACGACGUGAAGAAUCCACCGUGUUCUCCAGCAAAUAGAAAAUGCUGCCCUGUCUUCUUGGGUGGAAGCUCAGUAGGAACCGGCCUGGGAACCAGUACUUCUCAAAGGGCGUGCAACCAGUUGCGCUGCACUUCCUGCGAUUUCCGUGUGACCAUGUUUGACGAUUAUGAGUGGGACCCAUCCUGCGAUUACCUCUUCUUCAGGAACAAUAUGCCCAGCCGUGAGCGGCUGCACAGCAAGCUGAGGAGGAGGAGGGGGGCGCGGGCGUAUGCCUGCCAGUGCAGCUGGCGCUCAGCACUGCACCUCACACACCUGAGGGACGAAGCCCGCCUGAAGUGGGUCUGUGGGAAACACCAGGUCUGAAGCUCCUGCUCCAGCUGUGAUCCCCAUGUAUUUCUUGGUAUUUUUGGUCAUUUAAUAACAGUUUUUUAAGAUAUCUUCCAAGUGUGUAUGUGCGUGUUUAUAUGUCUUUUAUAUACACAUACAUGCGUGUCUGUGUAUUUGCCGAUAUUGAAUAAGGUUCUGCCUGUGUGGCCCUCUCUUUUGGCCACGCCUCCUAAUCAUCCAGGGUUUGGGGUGGAAUAAUGAGCCACUGAUGUUUAUCGCAGUGGGAUCCUAUGCAGUAUUCUGGCCAAUCUGUUACUUUGUGUUCUCACCCUUUUUUUUUUUAAUUGACAAAUUUGGAAGCAUAGUAAUACUGGGCGCCCCUUGAAAUCUACCAGGGGAACACUGUUCUCUGCAGAGUGCCGUUCUGUGGGCUGGAGCGGAGACCUCUGCGAAGGGACCUGUAUUGUUCUCUUCACAGCAGCUGUCAGGACGCUGGCAAGAUGGGUGAGAUGCUGGAUCUGGGCAGUAAACACAGGGGAUCCCCGACACGCACCUGUCAGGGCUCUUACACUGUCAUGCUUAAUGGUAUCCUUGUGUCACACAACACUCUCUUCAGUCAUCGAUGUUAUUCAGCUUUUCAAACUGGCCAUAUAAUAUUCUCCAGUAUCUGCUGGUGUUGGCUGUCUGUCCUGCAGUGGAGAAGCUUCGGAUUGAGAAAAGCACAAUUUAACUAAUGGAGUCAUAUUGAAUUUGCAUUUGUAUGUGAAAUAUGAAACUCACAUAGACAUAUCGAUGCGGUUACUUUGCAUGAGAACUUGGUUUAUUUAUAUGUACAUGGUCAUUUAACAAAUGCGUGUGUGGCUGGUCAUUGUAAUUUUCAGAUGGAUGUUUAAUCCUUGCCAUCAGAAUGUUUAUCUCUGGCCGCUAUUGGCUGCUUUGACUUCAAGGCCCAGAUUACCCUGCUGGUUCUGCCUUAACUGCUAUACCAAAGCCCUCUGCUUCAUUCUGUAUGUGUUUCUUCCGCCUUUCAAGGGUCAUAUUAUGUGAGAGAAGUACGAUUUUCUCAUCGUUGUAACAUAGAUUGUAACACUGGGUGUAUGUCGUCCUCAUGCCCUCUGCUGCCUGGGAUAGGCUCAAGGCCUUCAUGUGACCCUGACCAGGAUAAGUGGAUGGAUGUAUGGAUGGAUGUAUGGAUGGAUGGAUAGAUGGACGGACAGACGGACGCUGUAACAGAUAAUUACAAAAAUUACAUUUUUGUACUUAGACCUGAAAAGGAAGCUAAUUUUAAUAAAAGCUUUGAUUGCUUUGAAGAAAAUUAGAAGAUUCCAAAAUACUGAACUAUGAGUACUUGUAUUGCUUUCUAGAAUGUUCUAAAGUGUAGCUGUGUUCAUGCUUACUUCUGUGUGUCUGGUAUGAAAUGUCACAAAUGCUUAUUUUUUUACACAGCAGGAAUGAUCUCUGUCAGGAAUGAUGUGUAACAAACAAAUAAAUCAUGAAACACA